AUGAAUUCUGAUUCCUCAUCUACCCAUGGAGCGUUGGAGAAGGGUUCGUCGCAACGUUAUGUCUCUCCCGGAUCUGAUACGCGGAAAUCGUCAACGAGCUCCACCAAGAAGCGCGCCUCUCGAGCUGGCACUCGAAGCGUAACUACGCUGUCCGCCGCGCAGCUCGAGAGAAAGCGAGCCAACGACCGAGAAGCCCAACGUGCCAUCCGACAACGGACGAAGGACCACAUUGACCACCUCGAGAGGACCGUCAACGAGCUGCGAGGCAACCAAGAGCAAACCGAGAAGAUCGCACACGCUACACAGCAACGAAAUCGCGAACUCGAAGAAGAGAUCGUCUACCUGCGCAACAAGCUCAAUGAAGCAGGUUUCAACAUGAAUGGCAUCCCCUCCGAAGGUCAACGCUUGCCAGAGUCAAGUCUGCUGUCUGUCCCAUCCGCAUCACCGGUCAACGCUGCCGGUGCCUCUAUCCCACGCCCGGGUUCAACAUCCACAAGUAACAACUCGGUCACAACUCAGGGAUCAGGAUCGCGCCAUGGUUCCUGGCAACAUGGAGCAGGCUUCGUUGCUAACGGGAUGGGCCUUCCAACUGCCAGUUCUGUUGCCAAUGCACCUACCUUGACCGCCUGGAGAUCGCAUGAGAGCGCCCAGAGCUUGCAGCCUCUUCAAACACCCGGAAGCAGCCUACAGGACCCAAUGCAGGCACCAGGUUCAGCUACAUUCCAGCAUGGAGAAAGAGUAGAUUGGUCCGCCGCCCCGUCAAGUUACCAAUACAUUAGCCAGGAGCAGCAGAGGCCGUCUCAAUAUGAGACGGCACCCUCGCAACAAUCAGGAUACCAGUCCUCGACAUAUCAUACUCAAAUGACCCCACAGAGCGAGUUUCCCAACAUCUCUGUGUCGUCGAGCCCCAGUAGCUAUCAAGGCCAGACCGCAUUUCCAGCCCAACAGGCUUUCCAGGUGGCGCCCAUGCAAGUCCCAACUACCGGCCCGGACUACAGUUCGCCACAUACCCAGAUGCAUCCACCACCGCUUCCCAAUGCGUCGUUCCACGCGGCCACAAGUGGACAGCCGUAUCCGCAGCAGCAGACAUACCGAGAGGAGGCCGCCGGCCGCUCGUACCCAUUGGCGCAUUACCCAACUGCUUGA
Molecule: messenger RNA, 1146 nt
Organism: Cercospora beticola
Lineage: Eukaryota; Fungi; Ascomycota; Dothideomycetes; Mycosphaerellales; Mycosphaerellaceae
Product: bZIP transcription factor
Biological process (GO): regulation of DNA-templated transcription
Molecular function (GO): DNA-binding transcription factor activity
Source: RefSeq, a predicted model, not a curated record